AUGCUAGAAAAUAAAUUACUUGUUGAAUACUUUUCCAAUCUUUUAGCCACGCAUUGUUUACCCUUUGAGGAAUUCACCAAACUGAUUAAAGAAUCAGAUAUCAAUGCUACUGAGCAAGAAAUGAAAAGAUGGUAUUCCAUUUUACAAGAUCAAGACAAUCUGCUAUUGAAUCAGAUAACUCAACAGAUUAAAGAUGUGUUACUAUUGUUUAAACAAAUUAACAUAUCUGACUUCACAGAGAGAGAAAUGAAACAAUAUUUUACUUUGGAGACCUUUAUUAAUAAUCUUUAUGAGAUGGGGCUUCUCUUAGAUAAACGAUUGGCAUAUAUAAAUUCAGAAUUAGAAAAUCACACCAAUAUAUUACAUAAUUUUUAUGAUUCACUAAAAUUAGUGGGAGAUAACACAGAUGAACAGAAUCAGAACGCAACUAUUGAUAGAUUGAUUGAUAAACUAAAAGGAUUGAAAGAUAGUAUGAAGAAGCUUGAAGAUAUAUAG
This is a messenger RNA of Arxiozyma heterogenica, 495 nucleotides long. It is a transcript of the gene NKP2, whose product is annotated as Nkp2p. The transcript has a single exon. Lineage: Eukaryota; Fungi; Ascomycota; Saccharomycetes; Saccharomycetales; Saccharomycetaceae. The record is from RefSeq and is a predicted model, not a curated record. The coding region runs from base 1 to 495 and encodes 164 amino acids.